This is a messenger RNA of Paramecium pentaurelia, 2217 nucleotides long. The record is from the annotation of a GenBank genome assembly. Lineage: Eukaryota; Ciliophora; Oligohymenophorea; Peniculida; Parameciidae.
AUGGCAAAGUUUUUCGAAAAUAUAUGGGAAAACAUACUUGUAAUAGUCUUGGGAGUUUUGCCUCUAGUUUAAAAUUUAGUUGGUUUAGUAUGGAAGAAACAAAAUAAAAGUAAGAACUCAUGCAUCUAAGGAUAGACUAUAAGGCUGCGUAGUUAAAAUUUAAAGAAAAGAGAAAUAUUUUUAUUUUGAAUCUAUGUUCAAUUUACACAAAAAUAGCAAUUUUAUGUAUGUUUACACUUUUGUCAAUAUUACAAAUAGUCAUCAACACAUAAUUUCAUUCAGAGUAUAUUAUGUUAUUUUUAACUAGUUAUGUUUUGAUUAUAAUUAUAGAAUUUUGUUAGAUAAUUAAUUAUUUGUUGACAGGAUUACAAGUAUUUGAAGAUGCAGAUAAAUAUGGAUAAACAACAUUUGUUACUCAAUUCAAUCUUAUUGUAUUUUAUGGAAUAUCUAUAUAGUUGCAAUUUUUAUGUUUUUGUGGUUUUGCUAUUAUCUUAUUUACUUGGUAGAAUAAUAAUGUAGAUAAAUUUGUGAUCAGACAUGAAGACAUUAGUUGUUGGUUAAUGUUUAUCUUAAGAGGAGUAGUCCUUUUAUUAUUUUCAGUCUUGGUGUUCUUUAUGCCAUAAGAUAAAAAGCUUCUCUAAACUGUUGUAUCAGAAUACAAAUACAAAAAAUAAAUGCUUGGUAAUGAUGAAGAAACCUAAAUAAGGUAAUAAUUAUUAACAAAUGAAUCCACUUUUACAUUUUGUUAACCAGACUCUUUAAAAUAAUAAGAGAUUACAAAUAUAGAAGUGAAAUCUUAUUAAGACAAUAAGGAUAUAAAUACAUAAAGAAAAUAUAUCAUUUAUGAAAUUACUUUCAAAUAUCAGGGCAAACAUAAAAUAGUAUUUAGAUCUUUCAGUGAUUUCUUAACAUUUCAUAGAGAUUUAUCAUUAACAUAUCCAUAAAUAAAAUUACCUUAAUUUCCAUAAAUGACAAGAUAUCUCACUCCAUAAGACAUUGAUAAUAGAAGAUAAUAAUUAGAUUUAUUUUUAUAAGGAAUAUCUAUACAAUUUAAUGAUAAUGAAUUGCUGUUAGAUUUUUUGAAUGCUACUGGAAAGUGUUUACAAUACAAACCAAGAAUACCUUUACCAUAACAAUAACAAUAGUAAAGACCAAAAAAGAUUGCAACAUAGUAAUAAUAUUCAAAAGCAAAAUCUAUAUAAAGUUUGAUACCAGAAACUAUUUGGGAAGGAUAAAAUGAUGAAGAUGAAGAGAGUAUUGAAGUAGAUACAAGAAAAACAAAGAAGGCUUCUACAUAUAUAAAAUUAUAAUUUGGAGAAGAAACACAAUAUUAAAGAUUUAAUAGUGCUAAUGAUCUUGAUGAUGAUCAUAGAACCUUUGAUUAUGAGAAGCCUUCAGAUGGUAUUAAUAUAUAUAUGAUAUAUUUUAUAGAUUAAAUAGGCUUUGAUUAAUUUUAAGAUAAUGAUCACUCUUUUGAAGAAGAAGAAAAACAUUCAUCACAAAAUAUGAUGACAAUGUAAUGAGAUUUAUUUUGCUUUAUCUACUAUUUAUAUAAAUAUAUUUAUAAGAAAAAUAUAUGAGACAUAAACCUUAAGCUUAAGUUCCUUAAUAGAUAUUGCCUUAAAAGUAGGCUAAUACACUUAAACCUUGAGAAAGGUUUAGAUGAAAAUUUAAUUUAAGUAGACCAGGAUUAACAAAUCAUCAAAUUAGAAAGGCAUUCAAUCUUUUUGAUUCAGAAGGAACUAGAAGAGUAGAUCCAAGUAAAUUAAAGUUAGUUAUGAAGAAUUUAGAUUUUGAUUAAAAAUUUCACUAAUUCCCAUAUGAUUUUGGAAAUUGAAACUGAAGAAUAUUUAGUGCCAGAUAAGAGAUAGAAUUGAUAUUGAUUUUGAUUAACUUUUAGACGAAACUAAAUCUAAUAUAGAUAAUCAAGAAUUGAGAGAUGGAGUCCAUAAAAUAUUUGAUUAAUUUGAUGAUUAUGGAAGUAAUAGCAUUAAUUUGAAUAAUUUGAAUAAAGUAAAAUGAGAAUUGAUAAGUUAAGUAUCAAAAGAAUUAGAUGAGACUAUGAAAGUUUAAGAAUUAAUUGAAUUUUUGGAAUGUGCAGCUUAAAAUGGUAGAGAAAUUAAAAGAAAAGUCUUUAAUAAUAUCAUGGGUUAAGGGGACAUUUUGAUAUCCUUUGAGAUAACAUAAUAUAUAUUUAUAUAUUUAAUAAUAAAAUGA